Molecule: messenger RNA, 384 nt
Organism: Anthostomella pinea
Lineage: Eukaryota; Fungi; Ascomycota; Sordariomycetes; Xylariales; Xylariaceae
Source: the annotation of a GenBank genome assembly
AUGCGAUUCUCCCUUCUCUUGGCCGUAGCGACGGCGCUCGCCGCCGCCCAAGCCGCCGCAGUCGCACCAGACAGCGGCCAGGGCAGCGACCUGCACUACCGCUCCGACUCGGAAUCGGACGUUGAGGAGGCGUGCGCCAGGUCAUUGGACUCCCGAUCGGAGGCCGAGGGGCCUUCCGGCAAGGUACAGAAGCGAGAUCCCUGGGAGGUGAAAGGCACCGUCAGGGAGGUCGAGGAAGAAGGCUAUAAGGGAUUUUUCGCUACAUAUAUCAAGUGUGUGGCAAACAACUGCGCGGGUCAUCAAUGUUAUUGCGAACAUGGAUGGAAUUCCGACCCCAAAGCUGGCGACGACUGCAAGCUUACCGACAAAGGAUGCAAGUAUUGA